AUGAAUCCCUCUUCUACCCCCAGCAGCGAGGCUUCCACACUGGACGAAGCCGAGUGCGCGCUGAGCCCGGACCUGGCUAGUGGCUCUGAUCCAGCGUAUUCUCCGGUGCCUCCCAGCGUUGGCAUGCCAUCUGAACAUGAUCAGCAUUUGCAUGAUGUGGGCGUUGCGGCUCUAGCGGCUAUAUCCCAGGACGUGCAUCCCGUCAAUCAGCAGAGCGGGUCGUCUCUAGUUUCUGAAGUUGUUAAUGCGGUGACAGAAGGGUCUUCACGGAAUUCUCCAUUGAACACUUCUGGGACGGUUGAGCCCAGUUCUAUCUUCUCGACGCCCAGGUUGUACCCGACUGGAGUCGAGUCGAACGACCUCUCCCCUGCACCAGAAGUGAACUCGGCCGGAUCACAGACUCCAACUGGCAAUGCAAACAUGCACGCCGUCGUACAGGAACUGAUCGGGCGCACGGCCGCCUGGCCCAGUGCCGUGAUCGUGGAAGACAUUGAAAACAACAGCCCCCGAAAUGAAAUGGUUAUGGAUUACGAGCCUGCCACAGUGGAGGAAACCUACGACUCACCGUCGUCCUUGAGCGAUGAUGAUCUUGAGGACUUUAUCAGAUUUUAUCCGGAUGAAGAAUAUUACUACCGCAGCCAGCGAGCCCAUCGGCCACCACUUGCCACUGGUGACAUUGAUCUGGAUGAUUUCUACAGGCGUAUCAACUACGAUACCACUUUACCGUCCGGUUUACCGUCCGUGAUUACACAAACAGUACCCGAUAUUCCCGAUAUUGAUGAACCUCUCCCCACCGCGCCUGGUGUGCACCCUCCGUCCAUCAUCCAUACAACCACCUACGAGCGGAACCUUACGAUUGAUGAAUUUAUCGAGCGCUGGAUGAUUCAAACGCUCAUCCCUCGGGGUUUCUCUUCUGGAAUUGGGAUGCCGCCGCAGCUUCGACCGUUAUCAAAAAUGAUCUCCUGGAAACCACCGCAGGAAAUCCAUCGCCCACACAAGUACCGAAAUGAUACCUACGACCUCCAGCAAAUACCGUGGAUGGAGAUUUUGAAAGUCAAACGGGCUGAUGCGCGGUCGCUGCGUGAUGCGUGGUAUACCUCGUACCACAAUCUGGAUUACUCCCCAUUCAGCAACGCAAGACGCCCCCCGCAACAUGAGUCCUACUUCCGCGAAAAGGCCAUGUACACAUCACAUAAGGCGUCCAUUGAGCACUUCCAGCUCCGUAAUUUGAUGUCUGUUCCCGCUUACAAUACGGUGCACUUUGCCUCUCAAUCAAAGGUGUUCUCGUGGACACCAGCCCAUGACGAAGCACGAUGCCUGAUUGAUUUGACCAAGCCAGAACCUGAUUUUGGACUGCUGGGUCCUGUGAAGAUCUCCACCAUGAAGACUGCCCAUGGCUUGACCAUUGCCGGUGGGUUUUGUGGAGAGUACGCACUGCGUGCUGCAGGCUCUGAGGGUUCUGGUGCCAAGGGGCUGGUCACUCCAGACUUCAACGACGGCAUCACGAACCAUGUUGAUAUUAUCGGCAGUCGGUCCGGUCGAUCGCCUAUUGGUAUCUUUGCGUCCAACGACCAGCACUUGCGAGUCUUGGAUUGCGAAACCAAUGUUUUCCUCUCAGACCAAGAACUAUCGCGACCGAUCAAUUGCACCGCAACCUCCCCCGACAGCCGUCUCCGCGUCGUCAUUGGCGAUUCACCCGACGCAUGGGUGAUUGAAGCCGACACAGGCCGACCCGUACACCCCCUCCGGGGCCACCGCGACUUCGGUUUUGCCUGCGCCUGGUCCCCGGACAUGCGCCACAUCGCAACCAGCAACCAGGACAAAACCGUGAUCAUCUGGGACGCGCGCACCUGGCGCAUCCUGGAGACGAUCGACUCCGACGUGGCGGGGUAUCGCUCACUCCGCUUCUCGCCCGUCGGCGGCGGGUCCCGGACCCUCCUGUGCUGCGAACCCGCAGACCGCAUCUCCAUCAUCGACGCGCACAUGUUCCAAACACGCCAGGUCCACGAUUUCUUCGGCGAAAUCGGCGGCGCGGACUACACGCCCGACGGCGGGGCCAUCUGGGUCGCGAACACGGAUUCUCAUUAUGGCGGGCUCAUGGAGUUCCAACGGACACAAUGGGGGAGACGCUUUGGGGUAACGGACUUGCCGGAUGAGUGGGUGCGCGAAGCGGAUCUGGAUGGCGAUGGGCGGAGUGUGCUGCGUGCCCGGGAGCGGCAGCUGCGGUUUUUGAGGAAUCUGAGCGAUGAAGAGCACGAAGCGUUGAUUCUUUAG
Penicillium riverlandense is the source of this 2274-nucleotide messenger RNA. Its product is annotated as WD40 repeat domain-containing protein. Lineage: Eukaryota; Fungi; Ascomycota; Eurotiomycetes; Eurotiales; Aspergillaceae. The coding region runs from base 1 to 2274 and encodes 757 amino acids. The record is from RefSeq and is a predicted model, not a curated record. The transcript has 2 exons. Gene Ontology annotation, molecular function: protein binding.